This is a messenger RNA of Stylophora pistillata, 600 nucleotides long. Its product is annotated as collagen triple helix repeat-containing protein 1. Lineage: Eukaryota; Metazoa; Cnidaria; Anthozoa; Scleractinia; Pocilloporidae. The record is from RefSeq and is a predicted model, not a curated record.
AUGCAGGAGUCGAGAAAGAAAUGCCGUAAAGUUACAUGCCCACCAGGUCCACCAGGUCGAGAUGGAUUACCGGGACGAGAUGGAGCACCAGGAAAAGAUGGAAUACCAGGACAGGAUGGCGCACCCGGACCCAAGGGGGAAGUGGGACCACAAGGGCCGCCAGGUACCCAAGGAAAGCUAGGGACCCAAAGGAGAUGGAAACAGUGUGAUCAUAACCACAUCAAUUCAGAUAUUGAUGUUGGAAAAGUUAUGGAAUGUACGUUCAACAAAGCUUCCCCAAACACAUAUCUUCGUGUGGUUUACAUGGGCAACCUUCGCAUCGGAGGCUGCACAAACUGUUGCAUGAGAUGGUUUAUCACCUUCAACGACAUCGAAUGCGCCAUACCAGCUCUCAUUGAUGCCAUUGUGUACCAGAAUGUCAAUCUCUACAUCGUUCGUCCGGUCAACAUAGAAGGCCACUGCACUGGAAUGGGCAGUGGCUUGGUGCGUGUUGGCUUGCACGUAGGUCAGUGUUAUGGCUUUGGCAUUUUUGACGCCUACACUGGCUGGAUCUCAGUCAGCAGGAUCAUUAUUGAGGAGGUUGAGCCCCCAGUUGCUUAA